AUGGAAAUGCUCCCACCAUAUCCGCAAUAUAGGCGGAUUAAAAGAGUUCCACCUUUCUAUAAAAAAAGAACAUUUUGGAUAUAUACUGGUGGAGCAGGGUUUCUUCUUACGGUAUAUUAUGUAAACCAUUUAGAAGUCGUGCCAAUAAGUAAUCGGCGACGAUUUAUGGAUGUAACCCCUAAGCAAGAAGCAAAAUUAGCACAGCAAGCAUACUCGGAAAUAAUGAGGCGGUAUCACCAUAACAUUUUGCCAAGUUGGGAUCAUCGCACAAGAUUUGUAAGAGCUGUUGCUCAACAAAUUAUAAGAGUUAGUGGAAUGGAAGAUUUGAAGUGGGAAGUUCAUGUUAUUGAUUCACCAGAAAAAAAUGCAUUCGUAUUACCUGGUGGUAAAAUCUUUGUUUUUACGGGGAUAUUACCGAUCGUUGAAAAUCAACAUGAAAAAUAUGUUACGAAGAUCGCACAUCAAGUCGCACGUCAUAGCGCUGAAAAACUUUCUUUUAUCAAAAUUAUAAUACUAUUCCAAAUUUUUCUUAGUUUAUUCAUUGAUCCUGGUCUUCUUGGCAACCUUUUUAUAGAACUUGGCAUAAUGUAA
This is a messenger RNA of Cetraspora pellucida, 591 nucleotides long. Lineage: Eukaryota; Fungi; Glomeromycota; Glomeromycetes; Diversisporales; Gigasporaceae. The record is from the annotation of a GenBank genome assembly.